Molecule: messenger RNA, 1768 nt
Organism: Eurytemora carolleeae
Lineage: Eukaryota; Metazoa; Arthropoda; Copepoda; Calanoida; Temoridae
Product: ecdysone-induced protein 74EF
Exons: 8
Coding region: 324-1493 (389 amino acids)
Biological process (GO): regulation of transcription by RNA polymerase II; cell differentiation
Cellular component (GO): nucleus
Molecular function (GO): DNA-binding transcription factor activity, RNA polymerase II-specific; sequence-specific DNA binding
Source: RefSeq, a predicted model, not a curated record
GAGAGGGAGUGAAGCUGACAGCUGACAGUUGUCUGGAUUCGACUGUAGUCGCUGUGUCGCCUGUUGCGUUGGAAUAUUUAGUGAUUUACGAAGUUUUCCUGGUCGACAAAAUAUUACCCAUCAGUCGAUUUUAAAGCCAACAAUAUAUAAUCCGAAAAACUCGCAAACAAGUUAAAUUCCAGUCGCAACCCUUGCUUUUUAUUCGGACAUUCAUCAAGUCGUUAAUCAACACGAAAUUGACAAUUUUUGAAGAACGCGAAUAGUGUAAUGUACUGUAGAAUACUGUAUCGAUGAAACGGGUUGUGUGAAGUGAAGAAGUGAAAAUGAAUUUUGAAACUGAUCAGCUUCUGCCCCUGGACCUGUCCUGUAAGGGUCCUGAGGGUGGGAUAAAGGCUGAGUCCUGUUACCAGGACGACCGUAGGUUAUCAAACAGUUCAGAUUUUACUGACAGAUCUCCUAGCAGGUCACCCUGCUCUAGCUCAGGGGUCCGAGGGGAGCUGACCCAUAGAGAGGGAGGUCCAAGGAAAAGAUAUCUUUCCAAACACUUUACAACAAUUAAAGAUGAAUAUCCGAGCAGCAGUUCUCCAACUAUACGUGGAGUAGAUGGUAAAGUUGUUGCACAAUGGAUGUUUCAAGGGGAAGGAUUAGGACGUAUAUCUCCUCUUCAUGUUCAUGCUCCAAACCCUGCUCAACUGACAGGACAACGAACACAUGUAUUUACUACAGGACAUUCUCCAAACUCAUCAGGUUCCCAUCCUCCUAGUCCGGCGGAUUCAGGAGUUAGUGACGUGGAACCAUCGUCUUCCUCACCUCAGCCAGACGAUGAGACAAAAUCAAGAAUUAAAAGUGAAGAUAUUUCUAGUCAAAUUCAUCCUGGUCUACUGCACCAUCUGUAUCAACCCUAUUCUCCACCAUCAGUAGCGGAUCAUCUACAUUCUGUGUUUGGGUAUCGAGGUCUGCAUCCCUCCCUCCUCUCCUCCUUUCCCCCCUCCUCCCUCCUUUCCCACCUCCGAACCUCGAGCCCUCCAUCCUUCAUCCCUACCUCAUCAUCAUGCGAAGAGUCCAACCCUUUCCAACCAUUCGUUAACUUCCAGAACAGUUUGAAGAUGAAGAAAAAGAAGACCUCGAGGCUGGCCAGAGGAAGCCUGGAGUCCGGUCUUCAACCCAAACGAAGAUCAAGGGAGGGAACGACGACGUAUCUUUGGGAGUUUUUACUCAAACUUCUGCAGGAUAAGGAGUGUUGUCCGAAGUAUAUCAAGUGGAGUAACAGAGAACAAGGAAUAUUUAAAUUAGUGGAUAGUAAAGCAGUGAGCAGACUCUGGGGACUACACAAGAAUAAACCAGAUAUGAACUAUGAGACUAUGGGAAGAGCUCUGAGGUAUUACUAUCAGCGUGGAAUACUCGCAAAGGUUGACGGACAACGGCUAGUCUACCAAUUCGUCGACGUGCCAAAAAUCGGCGAAAUCAACGAGGUUGAAUGUAGCGGAUUAUAAUGAGCUGCGGCUAAUAAAAGAGGAAGUCAUCAGACUGAACUAGAAAUAUUCUCUAUCUAUCUAACUUACAGAUUACACAGUUCAUCAACUGAUUAAAUAAUAAGAAACUAUCUGCCAAUUGACAAUUUUAACGUAUGAAUUUGAAAAACACGUAUCAAAUUUUGAGGCCUCUUUUUCCAAAAAAAAGUUUUCGUAAGAGUUGUUUAGCCGCGUAUAUAAAGCAAAACAUGUUUCCUUGAUAAAGUAACCAAUUAGUUUUGUUGCCGAAAAAAAAA